Halteromyces radiatus is the source of this 1629-nucleotide messenger RNA. RefSeq lists its product as uncharacterized. Gene Ontology annotation, molecular function: zinc ion binding; nucleic acid binding. Lineage: Eukaryota; Fungi; Mucoromycota; Mucoromycetes; Mucorales; Cunninghamellaceae. Bases 107 to 1462 code for a protein of 451 amino acids. The record is from RefSeq and is a predicted model, not a curated record. The transcript is spliced from 6 exons.
UGAUUUUCAAUCUCCGUGGACAUCUCUCCACUCGCUGUCACGACAAAAAUAUUUUUUGAACAAUGAAAAAAAAAAAUGAUAGGUAGAGGUCUUCCCGUUCUUUACCAUGUAUGACGACGACGAAGAUCUAGCAUUAAUACAACAGUACGAAGAAGAAAACCGUCAAGCAAGAAGUGAUGACGAGAUAGAUAGCGAUUUGGAGGAUGUUAUAUUGAGUGCAGUAUACUUUGGAUCCAACUCUGAUAAUAGUAAAAAUACAAAUGCACCACCAUCUUCACAGCAACUAAUACAACAAACAAAUGAUCAAACAUCCAAUGACAAGCCAACAGUUUAUCCCUCCUCCUUCUCUUCCAAUUCUUCUUCAAUCAUACCCCAUACAAAUUCUGCGGACUCAGGUAGUUGUUCUCAAUUGGAUUCCUCAAGUGACGAUGACGAUAGUAGUAUCAGUAGUAACGAUGAAUACUAUAAAAAGAGUAUGAACGAUAAACAAACACAACAGGAAACAAUUCCUCCAGUAACACGACAUAUUGAUCUUAACCUUGAUAACAAUCAAUCACUUGAUACCGAUGAAGAAGAAGAAGAGUUGAAUGAAGAACUACAACAACUCAUUGAUGAACAGAUCCGAAACCGACAACAAUUACAAUUUCGACGACGAUCAAAAUUCAAUGACAACAACUAUAAACAAGGAUCUGGGUCUUUUGAACAGAAGCGAUGUCACAAAUGUUUUUCGGUUGGUCAUAUUGCUAGGAAUUGUCCAUACUGUGAAGAUUGUGGCAAUUUGAGACAUAACUCUCAAAGGUGUCCUGGUAUUAAUUUUUGUCGCCGAUGCAAGCAACGGGGUCAUAAUGCUAUUGAUUGCGAGAAUAAAAAGUGUCAUGAUUCUUGUCGUCAUUGUGGAGAUCGUCUUCAUACUUCUGAUUGGUGUCCUACCUUGGUCCAUGUAUAUAUUACGAAAAAAACUCCAACAAAAUCUGUCCAAAUUAUUCGAUACUGUUAUCAUUGUGGACAAGAUGGACAUUAUGGUGAUGAAUGUCCUACAUUAUCAUUUUAUCAUGAUUUACCAUCAGUAUUCAGUGCUAGACAUUUACCAGUCAACAGGGAUCAUCAUCGACCAGGGAAAUCAUCUCAUAACAAAUCUUCUCGACAACAUUACGAAAGAAAUAUAUCGAAGAAACAUCAUUACUCAGACGAUAGUGAUGAUAGUCAAUAUCCAAAAAAGAAAAAGGAAAAAAAAGAUAAACAAUCAUCAAUCAAAGAACGAGGAUCUGGUAACAAUAAUUGGAAAGCAUUAUCAUCAUCAUCAUCAUCAUCAAGGAUAUAUCCAACAAGUACAGGUGUGAUCUCAACAGAUUUUCCACGUGGCAAUUCUUCAGAACUUCCAAAACCUCAUUCUCAAGGUGUGAUUGAAUAUGGAGAAUCUAAUAGAAGGCCAAGGUAUAAAGGUGGUUACCAACGACAAUGAUUCCCCUCUUAGUUAGCAUAUUGCAUUAUUUAGAUAGAUAAACUUUGUAUAUAUAUUCAUUUGUCCCAUCCAUACAUCCAUUAUUUGAUAUUUGGGAAUCCGCGGGGAUGUGACACAAUGGCGGAUGUACAAAACGAAAUAAAAUAAAAAAAAAAAAAAUUGAACCA